AUGGCAAGACAAGGCACACGGUCCAAUGGCCAGCGGUCGGCCCUGAAAUGUGCAAUCUGCAACAAAGCAUACUCCAAAGCAGAACAUUUGCAGCCAUUUUCCUGUCACAUCUGCGGGCGGCAGUUCAGCAGGCCUGAUUCGGUAACAAGGCACGAGCGGACCCAUACUCGCGUCGAGCCUCAGCACCAGCACCAGCAACAGCAACAGCAAAUUGCCUGGCCCUUGUCUCCCGGCACACCAGAUUAUGCGAACUUCCCAUCCGCUGCUGACCAGCGCCAGAGUAGCAGCUAUCAAGCAGGGUCAAGCAUCGAGGCCGGUUCUAUGCUUGUCGACCCAGCCUUGACCGGCUCUGCGCUCGAUGAUCUCAGCAUUGCUCUAGAAUGGCCCGAUGCGGAAGCCCUCUUGCAAAGCAUCGUCACGUCUGACUGGGGUUCUCUGGCUCUGCCGCCAGGGAGCAUGCCGCCAGCUCACCCACGCCAGCAGCCAGCACCACAGCUCAACCUUCCCUGCAAUGUUGAGUCAAUGCAUGCUGGUGAGAUCCAGGAUGCUGAGCAAUUAUCGCCCCUCAACGGCUCACGAGAGGCAAUUCAAAGUCUCAGUAAUAUGGUCACAAGCCUUUCACAGAACGUCACCUCGGCUGUGGAAGCCCUGCCAGGAUUAAGCUCAGCCUUCCUCGAUAAUUGUCUUCAAGCAUAUUUUUCUCAUUUUAACCCCUACUUUCCGAUUCUUCAUAGGCCCACAUUUGUCUUUCGAGACUGCUCACCAAGUUUAAUACUCAAUGCUAUCGCCCUUGGAUCGUUGUACAUGGGCACAGACGACGCAGUUUCCAAAGGCGAGGUAUUAUGGAGACUCGCACACACUGCCGUAGCUACCUCGUGGCCGGUGCUAUUGCGCCAUCAAGGCCCUUAUGAUUCACACAGAGGCGUUCAGCUGGUGCUGACUGCCCUGCUCGGCCAAUGUUAUGCUAUGAUGUCUGAGAAUACGGACCUCAAACUUACCAGUCAGGUAUUUCAUAGCCUGGGGUUCAACUGGGCAAACCAGAACAACCUAUUUAGACCUUCGCCAUCGCAACAGCCCACUCGCUCUGCAGAACAAGCCAGCGAUGAGCAUGCUUGGGAGAAGUGGGCUGCAGCAGAGGUUCAUCACCGGGCACUCAUCGGCCACUACAUCCUCGACGGUCAACUAAGCUACCUUUCGGGCCGCCCAACAGCCGCGGUUUUGCAUGCAACAAAUAAUCUGAGGCUUUCAGCCCGCUCCAAGGUUUUUCAGGCACAGAAUGCUCAAGAGUGGCGCCAUGAGUUGGAGGAGCAGCAGCCCCAUGAUUCCACAUUUACUUUUUGUGACAUCUACUACGAGCUCUUCUCUGCUAAUCAUCAUGAAGAUGACAGUAGUUCGUGCUUGUACGGCUUAACAAUGCCACUGGACGUCCGUGCCGUGUUGGAAUGUCUGCAUGCUCUAGUGCGGGACAACCGCGAGGCACACUCUUCCAAGUCCAUUGUCAACAUCCCGGCGCUACCUCAAGUGAAGCUGGCUUUAGUGCGGGUAUUUCAGCUUUUGACCAAUACCUGGUCUUUGGACCAUACUGAGCGUCUAGAGCUGACAAUCCAGUGGCACUUUGUCUGUUUGGAUCUACUCUGCAACUCCAUUGAGCUUCUUGACCAGACCUGUCGCCAUCUGCACAUCAGUCAACACAUCUUCAAGACAAGGAACAGCGGAGUAGAGCUAAAGGAUUCACUAAAUUGGAUCAGAGGAUCCACCGAUGCCAAAUACGCUUUUCUACACGCCGUAGCUAUCCAGGACUUGAUCGGUCAGCUCCCUUUCAAUCGCAUCAAUACCUUUUGGAUGCCCAUACCUCUCUUCGCCACAUCCAUCCUUUACUCGCUUUUCCGCUUGAGCGGCGUGGCAUCCGUUUCUGUUCCCACAUCUGUACACUGGGAGUCUACACUAAUUGCCCAACCAAGCAUUGGAGAAGCGCCAGAAAGCCUCGGACGCGACUUAUCUUGGAGAAAGACACAAAGCUUUCUCUUAUCGGAUUUGGCAAUGCCAAACUACACCCUAGGUCCAGCACGCAAUAUACCUUUUGAUAUGAAAAAGAUACAAAUGAUGAUGCAUGGCCUUGCUAUUCAGUGGGGGGUGGCGGUUGAAAUGGAGACAAUAUUAUCACGUCUCGCAAGCCUAAAUCCUUUGAAAGAUUGA
Messenger RNA from Exserohilum turcica Et28A, 2196 nucleotides. RefSeq lists its product as uncharacterized. Gene Ontology annotation, molecular function: zinc ion binding; DNA-binding transcription factor activity, RNA polymerase II-specific; RNA polymerase II cis-regulatory region sequence-specific DNA binding. The record is from RefSeq and is a predicted model, not a curated record. Gene Ontology annotation, cellular component: chromatin. Bases 1 to 2196 code for a protein of 731 amino acids. Lineage: Eukaryota; Fungi; Ascomycota; Dothideomycetes; Pleosporales; Pleosporaceae. Gene Ontology annotation, biological process: regulation of transcription by RNA polymerase II; DNA-templated transcription. The transcript is spliced from 6 exons.